This is a messenger RNA of Nymphaea colorata (pocket water lily), 1061 nucleotides long. RefSeq names its product dolichol-phosphate mannose synthase subunit 3. The record is from RefSeq and is a predicted model, not a curated record. Bases 469 to 735 code for a protein of 88 amino acids. Lineage: Eukaryota; Viridiplantae; Streptophyta; Magnoliopsida; Nymphaeales; Nymphaeaceae. Gene Ontology annotation, biological process: GPI anchor biosynthetic process. The transcript has 5 exons. Gene Ontology annotation, cellular component: dolichol-phosphate-mannose synthase complex; endoplasmic reticulum membrane.
AUGUCGCAUCAGUGUGGACGACGCGGAGGUGCACCCAACUCGCGUCAAUGACUAACUAACCGGGUGCGAUCAGAACACGCGGAAGAUCAAUAAGUCCUUUGAUUUUUUAUUUUCGUGAAAGUCCUUCAGCUGCCCGACGGCCGAUUGCUCCUCUGCUUCGUGAGAAGCUCCUUUCCAACGGCCGACGAAGAUUCCCGGCGAAUCGUGGUUCUCUCCGACGAAUCAUCUUCUUUCUUACGUCCUCAAACUCGCCGGCGAAGCGUCUUCUUUCCAGCGUCCUCAAAAUCGCAGGCAAAGCGUCUUCUUUCCAGCGUUCUCAAAAUCGCCGACCGCCGUGAAUCACGGCUUCUUUGAUCGAUUUUCGGACGCUACCUGACGGUCCAGUCCCUCUACGCAACAGGUCUUCCUCGACGUCCGCUUGGUUCAGUUUAAAAGUCUGAAAGGAGACCAAUUUUUUUGUUUAAUCUAAUGAAGCACUUUGUCAAGAUUAUGGCCUUGCUUCUGGCUGCAUCUGCCGUUUGGAUUGGCUUAUUAAAAUCAUCAAUUGUCUCAGGGAGUAUAUGGUUGUUUCCAGUAUACUUUGUGAUAUCUUUGGGUUGCUAUGGCCUCCUAAUGGUGGGUGUUGGUCUAAUGGUGUUCCCUACAUGCCCACAUGAAGCUGUCCUGUUGCAGAAGGAUGUCACAGAGGCAGUGGAGUUUUUAAAAAAAAGGGGGGUUGACAUCUUUCUGAUAUGAAGCCCUUCGUCGAAGAACAUUGAGAGUUGAGUGGCUGGGUUGUGGAUUCCCUGUGCCAAGGCUGAACCAAGGGGAAGAUUUGGGAAGGUUUUGGAGGUUUUACUCCCAUGGAGAGUGAUGUUCGCAACGCAACGGGCUAUGAAUCCAUUCCCAAAAGUUUUGAGAAUGUGAACUGACCGGGAUUUUAACUAUUGUCCCCGUCCAUUAAUGGAGUCGGCCGUAUUUGCAUUCAAAUUUUACUGCGAUCGGUUUCAUAAGCAAAAUGCUGUAUUAAGUUUGAUUUCAAUUACUUAUCAGAUUCAUUCAAACCGAUUUGGAAAAAAUAU